GUGACCCGGAAGCAGAAGUGACUUCCACCGGCGGAGUGCUGGAGAGCGGCAGCAGGGACCACAGCGGCAGAAGCAGCAAUUUAUCCGUGUGCAGCCCCAAACUGGAAAGAAGAUGCUAAUUAAAGUGAAGACGCUGACCGGAAAGGAGAUUGAGAUUGACAUUGAGCCCACAGACAAGGUGGAGCGAAUCAAGGAGCGUGUAGAGGAAAAAGAAGGAAUCCCCCCACAACAGCAGCGGCUCAUCUAUAGUGGCAAACAGAUGAAUGAUGAAAAGACAGCAGCUGAUUACAAAAUCUUAGGUGGUUCAGUCCUCCACCUGGUGUUGGCUCUGAGAGGAGGAGAUGGUCUUAGGCAGUGAUAGGCCCUCACUCCAUUUCACCUCCUUACCCUGUCUCUCAUAAUGAGGCAUCAUAUAUCCUCUUACUUUCUGGGACACCAGAGCCACCACCCCCUCCCCUGGAUGCCUAGUGUUGUGUGUCUACUGGUGGGAGACUAUGAGGACCCCAGGAUGCAGUGUUCCUGGCCCCCAGCGCCCUUUCUGGCUAUUGGGUUUUAGUUUGCAGUCAUGUGUGUUUCCCUCUCUUAUGGCUAUGUCCCUGGUUGUCAAUAAAAUAUUUCUUGGCCUCCUGGAA
Messenger RNA from Otolemur garnettii (small-eared galago), 632 nucleotides. RefSeq names its product neural precursor cell expressed, developmentally down-regulated 8 (gene NEDD8). Gene Ontology annotation, molecular function: protein tag activity; ubiquitin protein ligase binding. Gene Ontology annotation, biological process: modification-dependent protein catabolic process; protein neddylation; regulation of proteolysis. Gene Ontology annotation, cellular component: nucleus; cytoplasm. The transcript is spliced from 4 exons. NCBI's taxonomy places the organism in Eukaryota, Metazoa, Chordata, Mammalia, Primates, Galagidae. The record is from RefSeq and is a predicted model, not a curated record. Bases 113 to 358 code for a protein of 81 amino acids.